UCAACUUUAUGAGCAACAAUGUAUUUGUGAAACGUUUAUACUUCUCUUCAUCGCAGAUCAGAAUGGAGAAUGUCUCUUUAUUAUGGCACUCAUCGAAUGAUGUCGAAUACGAUAUCAGCGUCUCCGGUUGGCAAAGUCAUAAUGAAACCAUGGAUGAGAGGGUGCACGACGAAAAGAUAUACAAGGCUAUUCUGGUCUGGACUAUUACCAUAAUGUUUACCGGGAUCCUUGGAAACGUACUCGUUAUAUCGGCAGUCUUGUUGCAUCGAAACUUACGUAAGAUCGAAAAUGUGUUUAUCGUGAAUUUAGCUGUGGCUGACAUGGGUGUAUCCCUGAUAGUGAAUACGUUCUGCAUCGUUGGUAUCGUAACCAAGGCUGAAUUCUUCAUCGGCAAAGACUGGUUGUGUGAAGCCAUAGGAGUUAUCUGCAUCACAUGCUGUGCCUGUUCUAUGUGGAGCAUUGCUGCAAUUGGUGUCAACCGUUAUGUCAUAAUAUGCCACUGGGCCAGGUAUAACAGCAUCUACAACCGCCGGACAGUACCUUUCAUGCUUUUAGCGGUAUGGUCCAUCUCUUUCUUCAUUGAUCUGCCAAACAUGGUAGGAUGGGGUGAUCAUCGUUUUGACUGGAAAACCAUGGUUUGCACUGCGGAUAUGGCCAUUGACUAUUCCUACACCAUUUAUUUCUCCUGCAUGGGCUUUGGGGUUCCACUCUGUUUUAUCAUCUACAGCUAUGUUCGUAUUUACUACCAUGCCUGGAAAUCCUCAGCUAGACUUAACAGGGUUGCUAAAGAAGACGGUUUAUCCAACAGACAUACCAACGAUAUGAGGCUUGCUAGAUCGUUACUGUGCAUCGUCAUCUUCUUCAUCGCAAUGUGGGCGCCGUAUUCUCUGACCGUGAUCAUUGACCGCCACUCCGUCGCACACAGGUACAUCUACAUAUUCACAGCCCUACUGGCACACACAAACAGUAGUAUUAAUUGCCUCCUCUAUGGUGCAACCAAUCGUAAUUUUCGCCAAGGUUAUAUGUAUUUCUUCAGGUUUAUCUUAUGUCGGGAUGUUGAAUUUUCUGCCAUGGUUUGUACGAAUAGUUUAGCUGCAUCACAGAGAACAAUCAAUUUAGAAGACCAGCUUUAGAUACUGACAUUUUGUCGAUGAUCCUGAAAGCUACGCCUCCCCCCUCCCCCCGAGAAUUUUGAAAUAACAAAUAUUCAGGUAGCUGUCACUUUAUUUGAGCAGCCCCUAGACACGUGCAUGAAGCGGAACGGUUUAUUCGUGAUUUUCAUAUUUUUAUCUGGUAGUUUUUUAACGAAAUAAAUACAUUUACAUUGUAAGAGAACGUUAUGCAGGC
Strongylocentrotus purpuratus (purple sea urchin) is the source of this 1347-nucleotide messenger RNA. RefSeq names its product melatonin receptor type 1B-B-like. Gene Ontology annotation, biological process: G protein-coupled receptor signaling pathway. Gene Ontology annotation, molecular function: G protein-coupled receptor activity. Gene Ontology annotation, cellular component: membrane. The transcript has 4 exons. The record is from RefSeq and is a predicted model, not a curated record. Bases 9 to 1133 code for a protein of 374 amino acids. Lineage: Eukaryota; Metazoa; Echinodermata; Echinoidea; Camarodonta; Strongylocentrotidae.